Messenger RNA from Arabidopsis thaliana (thale cress), 3290 nucleotides. It is a transcript of the gene RK2, whose product is annotated as receptor kinase 2. Gene Ontology annotation, molecular function: protein serine/threonine kinase activity; protein kinase activity; ATP binding. Gene Ontology annotation, biological process: cell surface receptor protein serine/threonine kinase signaling pathway; recognition of pollen. The record is from RefSeq and is marked reviewed. The transcript is spliced from 6 exons. Bases 294 to 2126 code for a protein of 610 amino acids. NCBI's taxonomy places the organism in Eukaryota, Viridiplantae, Streptophyta, Magnoliopsida, Brassicales, Brassicaceae. Gene Ontology annotation, cellular component: plasma membrane.
AUUACAAAACCAUAAUUAUCAAUUUAACGACUUUUAAGGUCAUUGACUCAAUUCUAUAGUGACAUAGUCUAUAGAUAUUUCAAAAGCGAACAAGAAGACCAAGAAAAUGUAGCUGAAAAUGAAAUAUUAUCAACAAUAGAGAGAAAUCGUGUAAAUGACGUUCACACAUUUCAACACCAAACAUGUCGUAAUCUCCGAAGAUAAAAAUUCUCAAUUAUAUGUACAUAAAAUUUUCAUAAGAAGAAAAUAAAACAGAACACAAGAAAGUGUCCUAGCUAGAGAGAGAGAGAGAGAUGAGAAAUGUACCAAACUAUCAUCAUUCUUACUUCAUAUUAUUCAUCAUAAUUCUGUUUCUUGCUUUCUCUGUUUAUGCAAGCAACUUUUCAGCCACAGAAUCUCUCACUAUCUCAAGCAACAAAACCAUUAUAUCUCCUAGUCAAAUCUUCGAGCUCGGUUUCUUCAAUCCCGACUCAAGUUCACGUUGGUAUCUCGGCAUAUGGUACAAGAUAAUCCCUAUAAGAACCUACGUAUGGGUUGCAAACAGAGACAAUCCUCUCUCUAGUUCCAACGGAACUCUCAAAAUAUCCGACAAUAACCUCGUCAUUUUCGAUCAGUCCGAUAGGCCUGUUUGGUCGACGAAUAUAACCGGAGGAGAUGUGAGAUCACCAGUGGCUGCAGAGCUUCUUGAUUACGGUAAUUUUGUUCUUAGAGACUCCAAAAAUAAUAAACCAAGUGGAUUUUUGUGGCAGAGUUUCGAUUUCCCGACAGAUACUUUACUAUCGGAUAUGAAAAUGGGAUGGGAUAACAAAAGCGGAGGAUUCAACAGAAUCUUGAGAUCUUGGAAAACCACAGAUGAUCCGUCAAGCGGAGAUUUCUCGACUAAACUCCGAACCAGCGGGUUCCCGGAGUUUUACAUAUACAACAAAGAGUCCAUAACGUACAGGAGCGGUCCAUGGCUCGGAAAUCGGUUUAGCAGCGUACCGGGGAUGAAACCAGUUGAUUACAUAGACAACAGUUUCACAGAGAAUAAUCAACAAGUUGUUUACUCAUACCGAGUCAACAAAACCAACAUUUACUCGAUAUUAAGCCUAAGCUCCACGGGACUAUUACAACGAUUAACUUGGAUGGAGGCAGCACAGAGUUGGAAACAGUUAUGGUACUCACCAAAGGACCUAUGUGAUAACUACAAAGAGUGUGGGAAUUACGGUUAUUGCGAUGCGAACACUUCACCUAUUUGUAAUUGUAUCAAAGGGUUUGAGCCAAUGAAUGAGCAAGCGGCUUUGAGAGAUGAUUCUGUUGGUUGCGUGAGGAAGACGAAGCUAAGCUGUGACGGUAGAGAUGGGUUUGUGCGGUUGAAGAAGAUGAGACUGCCAGAUACUACAGAGACAAGUGUGGACAAAGGAAUUGGGUUGAAAGAAUGUGAAGAGAGGUGCCUAAAGGGUUGUAAUUGUACGGCGUUUGCUAAUACGGAUAUUCGUAAUGGCGGUUCAGGUUGUGUGAUUUGGUCCGGAGGGCUGUUCGAUAUCCGAAAUUAUGCUAAGGGAGGUCAGGAUCUUUACGUUAGAGUAGCUGCUGGUGAUCUAGAGGACAAGAGAAUCAAAAGUAAAAAAAUCAUAGGUUCGAGUAUUGGAGUGAGCAUUUUGCUUCUUUUAAGUUUCAUCAUCUUCCAUUUUUGGAAAAGGAAGCAGAAGCGAUCAAUAACAAUUCAAACACCUAUUGUUGAUCUUGUGAGAAGCCAAGAUUCUCUAAUGAACGAAUUGGUAAAAGCAAGCAGGAGUUACACAUCCAAAGAAAACAAAACCGAUUAUCUAGAGCUCCCAUUGAUGGAGUGGAAAGCUUUAGCCAUGGCAACAAACAAUUUUUCGACGGACAAUAAGCUUGGACAAGGUGGUUUUGGUAUUGUUUACAAGGGAAUGUUACUUGAUGGAAAAGAAAUCGCGGUAAAGAGACUAUCGAAAAUGUCUUCACAAGGGACCGAUGAGUUCAUGAACGAGGUUAGAUUAAUUGCAAAGCUUCAGCACAUAAACCUUGUCCGGCUUCUAGGUUGUUGCGUCGAUAAGGGUGAGAAGAUGUUGAUCUAUGAGUACUUGGAGAAUCUAAGCCUUGACUCGCAUCUCUUUGGUUAGUGACUCAAACAGCUUCUGUUCUAAUAAUUGAACAUCUUUGUGAAAACGUUAACUUGUUGUUGGUUGUGUUGGAUGUGUAGACCAAACACGAAGCUCUAACUUAAAUUGGCAAAAGAGAUUUGAUAUUAUCAAUGGUAUUGCUAGAGGACUUCUAUAUCUUCACCAAGAUUCACGGUGUAGGAUUAUCCAUAGAGACUUGAAAGCAAGUAACGUAUUGCUUGAUAAAAAUAUGACUCCAAAGAUCUCCGAUUUUGGGAUGGCGAGGAUCUUUGGACGGGAGGAGACAGAGGCUAAUACAAGGAGGGUGGUCGGAACUUACGGCUACAUGUCUCCAGAAUAUGCAAUGGACGGGAUAUUCUCGAUGAAGUCGGAUGUUUUCAGCUUUGGGGUCUUGCUUCUAGAGAUUAUAAGUGGAAAAAGAAACAAAGGAUUCUACAACUCAAACCGUGAUCUUAAUCUCCUUGGUUUUGUGUGGAGGCAUUGGAAGGAAGGAAAAGAGCUAGAGAUUGUAGAUCCGAUCAACAUCGAUGCUUUGUCAUCAGAAUUCCCGACACAUGAAAUCUUAAGAUGUAUACAAAUUGGUCUCUUGUGUGUUCAAGAACGAGCCGAAGACAGACCAGUGAUGUCCUCGGUAAUGGUGAUGCUUGGAAGCGAAACUACGGCUAUUCCUCAGCCUAAACGUCCUGGUUUUUGCGUGGGGAGAAGUUCUCUUGAGGUUGAUUCUUCGUCAAGUACACAGCGAGACGAUGAAUGUACAGUGAACCAAGUCACUCUCUCGGUCAUUGACGCUCGGUAAUAUGUAAGAUUGUAAGUUAUCGACCCACUCUUUUUAUAUAAAAAUAUAGACACAGGGCAGUAAGGUCUCCACACUAGGGGCUGAUACUUUGCAUCAGUCAGUGAUACCUUGUGUAACAAGUUUCCUUUGCCUCCAUGGAACGUAUACAAAAGUUGUAUUCAACUUCGUUGUAAAUAUAAUUAAGAUAAAAAGAAAAAACCAAAGAGGGUAUAAACCCACAAGGAUAGCUACAAUUUCCGGAGAUCCGGAUGAGGAGGAAGCAUGAUACCAAGCUUGAGAAUCCUUACAAAAUCCCACUACUGCGAUAGCAUUAUAUUUAUAGUGAAGAAAAAUUGUGAUCUAAGAUGAUACACAUGUUCAGUGAUCAC